AUGGCUAUCCCGUGGAUAUUUCCCGUUCGGAUCGCCCAAGCUUUAUUCGGCGUGAUUGUGAUUGGACUAACUGGAUAUGUGGUCUCCACGUUCUAUGAUUCAUGGUCAUACUCCGACACAAUCAACUUCCUCCUCUUCCUCGGCUGCUGGACUGCCUUUAUAGCAGUGCCGUACCUCACAUUCGCGCCGAUUCAUUUCCCUCGUGUAGCGCAUCAUUAUGUGAUCCCCGGUGUUGAGAUUGUCACCAUGAUCUUCUGGUUUGCUGGGUUCAUUGCGAUGGGAUCUCAGCUGCCUCCGCCGCGGUGGUGUCAUUCCAGUACUUGCAGCUCACUCCAGGCAGCAACAAUUUUCGGGGCUUUUGAAUGGGUGCUCUUUGCCGUGACUUCAUACUUUGCAAUUGUGGAUGUUAUGAAUCAUCGUCGAAGUGGAGAGAGUGCCAAGACCGCCCAUACUAAUGCCCAUCUCGGCGUUUGA
Penicillium antarcticum is the source of this 474-nucleotide messenger RNA. Its product is annotated as MARVEL domain-containing protein. The record is from RefSeq and is a predicted model, not a curated record. Bases 1 to 474 code for a protein of 157 amino acids. Lineage: Eukaryota; Fungi; Ascomycota; Eurotiomycetes; Eurotiales; Aspergillaceae. Gene Ontology annotation, cellular component: membrane. The transcript is spliced from 3 exons.